AAAUAUGUCUUGUGUUUUAGUGAUAUUAAAAUCAUUAUGCUUUAUCCGAUAACCAUCAUCAUAAUCCAUUUGUCGACAGUUUCUUCGUCAAGCAAAAUAAUUGAAUCAAUAUAUCGCGGCUCAGCUACUACUUCUUCAUCAUCUACUACGUUUCAAAAUAUUUCAUAUGAUUUUGUUCAAUCUAAAGACACGAAGAAAAUUAAUCCUCUAUCAAUAGUCAUUUACAUAAUCAUUAUUCUAUAUAUGGUCCUAUACUUUCUCUUUAUAAGUGAUCGUAUUAUACACAUUCUUAUACGACUUUGUUUAAGAAAAAAUCGCGAUCCUAUUCUACCAUCGUCAUUAGAUCAAUUAGUUAAAGAUGAUUAUCCUCUAGUGGCAGUACAAGUAUUAAUGUGUAACGAAAUCUGUUUCGUUGAAUCAAUUAUUGACUGUGCAUGUCAGCUUGAUUGGCCACAAACAUCAUUAUUUGUUCAAGUAUUAGAUGAUUCUCGUGAUAAGCAAACAAUGGAAAUUAUCAAUAAUCGAGUUGAAGAAUGGAACUGUCGGGGAAUACAAAUAGAUAUUCAACGACGAAAAAAUCAUCAUGGAUUUAAAGCUGGAUCAUUACAACAUGCAUUUCCAUUAUGUCGAAAUGCAGAAUAUAUAGCGAUCUUCGAUGUUGAUUUUUUGCCAAAAUCCGAUUUUCUUCAUAAAACAGUUCCAUAUUUGAUUAAUAAUCCAAAUUUAGCUUUUGUUCAAACUCGCUGGACGUUUUUUAAUGCAAAAGAAUCAUUUUUAACCCGAAUGCAAGAAAUAGCACUCAAUUUUCAUCAUAAAUGUGAACAAGUCGUUCGAUGUUGGUUAUCUUUAUUUUUUACUUUCAAUGGUACAGGUGCUGUAUGGCGUACAUCGGCUAUUAAAAGGUGCGGUGGAUGGCAAACAGAUACAUUAGUCGAAGAUCUUGAUAUAUCAUUCAGAGCACAUUAUCAAGGAUGGACAUCGAUCUAUCUCGAGCAUGUUGAAUGUCAAAAUGAAUUACCACCAACAUGGUCAGCAUAUUUGUCACAACAAUAUCGUUGGACGUGCGGUCCGGUCCAAGUCAUACGUAAAUCAAUAAGACCUCUUUGGAGAUCAAAACAUAUUGGUUGGCAUAAAAAAGUGUUUUGCUAUUGGUAUCUAUU
Molecule: messenger RNA, 1160 nt
Organism: Didymodactylos carnosus
Lineage: Eukaryota; Metazoa; Rotifera; Eurotatoria; Philodinida; Philodinidae
Source: the annotation of a GenBank genome assembly